CAUUCUUCACCAGGAAGCUCGACUCGCAAAACUCAGUCCAUUGACGCAGCCAUAAUUUCUUCUCGACUUGGCUUUUCACAAUACAUAUCUCAUCCGCAACCACCACCACGCAGAUAUCCGAAUUGUCCAUCGGAAGACCAUCUGCAACUUCAUCUCGGUUGUCAAUCGACACUCAGGGGACUCGAUCCGGAAUCGACGUUCAAUUCAUCCUUUUAGUUUUCAAGCUUGCGAUUUGACGUUUCGGCCUGCUUUCUAAGCGCCGUACUUUGCCAGUCGCCAUUGCAUUGCCAGAUUAGUCCCCUGUGUCUUGCAGGACCUCCUCUUUCCGGUCCCAACAUAUACCCGCACAUUGCGCUCACAGUUGUUCAUCUCUUAAUUCUGAUCAUCACGAAAAUCCAUACUGAAACAAUGGCAUCGAUGAACGACGUACCUAGCGAUGGAACACUGCUCGAGACAACCAAGGUUGAGCAAUCUCGCCUUUUCAAGGUUCCAAACGAGAUAAUCGGUCUAAUAGCUUCAGUAUGCGACCCGGAUGAUCUCAAAAAUCUACGCCUGACGUCCAAGUUCAUGUGCAAUAUCGCAAGUCCAGCUUUUGGCCGCAAGGCCUUCUCUCGUCGGCGGUUUAUUUUUACUCGCAAGAGUAUGCAAGGGUUACUCAAUAUCACCGCGCAUCCGGUCUUUGGUCCUUGUCUUCGAGUCAUCACAUUUGGAACGUGUUGUUUGAGGGAUUACGACUAUGGCGAAGAUGAGGCAAUUGAUUCGUCUCUCCAAUACAACAUUCACAUGGAUGAUGUUAGUCAAGCUUCAUUCCAGAUCAAGGAAUUGGAGCACAAAGCCUUUGUUCAGAAAGGUGGACAUAUCGAAAUGCUGACGCUCGCCUUGAAAAACCUGCAAGCCUGUUCGAAUCACGGCGUUAUCCUUGGAGCCCAUGAUGACUCGUUACGCUAUGUUGUAAAGCGUCGGGCAUAUGGUUUUGAUGACGCUUAUGGAAAGUUCAUCCCAACGAAGUUUAAUGGAGUCGAGACAUUGGAUGCGAUCUUUGCUGCCAGCGGCCACAGUCAAUACCCAAUCCAAGCGAUAAAACUCUUCGUCUCGCAGAAGCACCUUUUCGCCUUGCUUGAAAAUAGCGAAGACUUGUUGCAGAUCUUCCACGAUGAAACCGAUGGACCUGCACUCAACCCAGACAUGGAUUUUCACAUCGGUAUACGCAUUGAUACAACUUAUGCGAAGAUGAGAAUUCUCUCCGCCGGCACUCGUCUUGAGCUCUCUUGCCACUCAUUCGAAGUCAGUGCGGACGGCAAACCGUACCUCAGAUAUUGCGAGUACAACUACGGACUCAUCUGGCGAGCAAUCGAACAAAGCCCGCUCCAAGACAUCCUCAUUGAAAAGUCGGACGUCGAGUAUGGCUCAUUGACCGAGUUCCUCGAGGGUCAGGCAGAGUCACUGGAUAACCUUGUGCUUCGUAACGUCCACAUGGUCUGUUUCAAUUCAUCGCCAACAGAACAGGCUGUGAGACUACUUCGGUUCCUGAAGGACGACUUGUGGUUGGAGAGUCUCGCGCUGGAAGGCUUGACUGUAGGACAAGGCAUUGUGCUUCCGGAGUUUGGAAAGGUCGUCUUCGAGGGACGUGAGGAUGUCAUCAAGGGGCUGGAAGAGUUGAUCGUGGAGGUUGAGGUGAUGUACGAGGAUGAGCCGGAAUCGUCGGACGAGGACGAUCUUAUGUCUUCUGGGUCGAUUUAAACUGCCACGAGGGUGCGUAGAUGCCAUAUUGCUCCAUGACGAAGGAGGAUGCUCGACAGGCUUGAGGAACGGCAUAGGAAGAGUAUAGCUACAAGAGAACAGAUCGAAAAGCUAUUUCCAAAGACUUUACAACGUAGAUCAAAACGGACC
Aureobasidium pullulans EXF-150 is the source of this 1890-nucleotide messenger RNA. RefSeq lists its product as uncharacterized. The coding region runs from base 409 to 1740 and encodes 443 amino acids. Lineage: Eukaryota; Fungi; Ascomycota; Dothideomycetes; Dothideales; Saccotheciaceae. The record is from RefSeq and is a predicted model, not a curated record. The transcript has a single exon.